AUGGUCUGCAGCGCCUGCGGAAAGUGCGGCAAUAGCGUUGCAACUCGUAUUUCAUACGCCCUGCUACUACUGGUCAACUCUAUUCUCUCCUGGGUCAUGCUCACCCCAUGGGCUGUCCACAAGCUACAGAAUCUCACGUUCGAUUAUGUAAAGAUCAACUGCCCCAAUGGCGAGUGUUACGGCUGGCUCGCUGUACAGAGAAUCAACUUCGCCCUUGGGCUGUUUCACCUCAUACUUGCAGCUCUGCUUUUUGGUGUCAACUCCUCCAAAAGUCCUCGUGCCACCCUGCAGAACAGGUACUGGGGACCAAAAAUCGUCACAUGGGCUGCAUUUAUCGUCAUGGCCUUUUUAAUUCCUGACAGAUUCUUCCUUGUAUACGGCAACUAUGUCUCCCUCGUUUUCGCAAUGGUCUUCCUCAUCCUCGGACUUGUUCUUCUCGUUGACCUUGCUCACACUUGGGCCGAAUACUGCCUUGCUCAGAUUGAGGACACUGAUUCAAGAGUCUGGCGAUUCGUCCUCAUCGGAUCUACCCUGUCUAUGUAUCUGGCUUCUGUUGCUAUGACGGCUGUGCAGUAUGCAUUCUUUGCUCGUCAUAACUGCGUUAUGAAUCAGGCUGUUAUCACCAUCAACCUUCUUCUCUGGAUCAUUAUUUCAGUCAUUUCGGUCAACCCCACCAUACAGGAGUACAACCCUCGCGCUGGCCUUGCCCAGGCAGCCAUGGUAGCUGUCUACUGUACCUAUCUCACAAUGUCGGCCGUGUCUAUGGAGCCCGAUGACAACCAAUGUAAUCCUCUCGUUCGGGCCCAGGGAACGAGGACCACCUCGGUUGUUAUUGGGGCGAUAGUCACAAUGGUCACCGUUGCCUACACCACAACGCGCGCCGCUACCCAGAGUUUGGGUCUUGGUGACUCGUCAAAUGGCAGGAUCAGGCUUCAGGAUGGAUACGAUCAUGAUUUGGUCACGCAACAGCCCACUGCCCGGCGUGAGAUGAGAGCGGAAGCCCUGCGCCGCGCCGUCGAUGAGGGAAGUCUACCAGCUGAUGCCCUCUUGUCUGAUGACGAGAGUGAGGCAGGUGGAGAUCCAAUGAAUGACGAUGAGCGAGACUGCACCCAGUAUAACUAUACUGUUUUCCACAUUAUCUUCUUUCUAGCCACAGCAUGGGUGGCCACCUUGCUCACUCUUAGAGUGAAGGCGGAUUCUGAUGCCGGAAGCGACUUUUCCCCAGUCGGCCGAACUUAUGCCGCGAGCUGGGUCAAAAUUGCUUGUGCUUGGCUGUGCCAUGGCUUAUAUCUCUGGACUUUAGUGGCCCCUGUCCUAUUGCCUGAUCGAUUUGAACUAUCCUAG
Molecule: messenger RNA, 1344 nt
Organism: Drechmeria coniospora
Lineage: Eukaryota; Fungi; Ascomycota; Sordariomycetes; Hypocreales; Ophiocordycipitaceae
Exons: 2
Coding region: 1-1344 (447 amino acids)
Cellular component (GO): membrane
Source: RefSeq, a predicted model, not a curated record